Messenger RNA from Saccharomyces kudriavzevii IFO 1802, 5250 nucleotides. It is a transcript of the gene SNF2, whose product is annotated as SWI/SNF catalytic subunit SNF2. The transcript has a single exon. Gene Ontology annotation, cellular component: nucleus. Gene Ontology annotation, molecular function: DNA binding; histone binding; ATP-dependent chromatin remodeler activity. The record is from RefSeq and is a predicted model, not a curated record. Gene Ontology annotation, biological process: positive regulation of transcription by RNA polymerase II. The coding region runs from base 1 to 5250 and encodes 1749 amino acids. Lineage: Eukaryota; Fungi; Ascomycota; Saccharomycetes; Saccharomycetales; Saccharomycetaceae.
AUGAACAUACCACAGCGCCAAUUUAGCAACGAGGAAGUUAAUCGCUGCUAUUUGAGAUGGCAACAUUUGAGAAAUGAGCACGGGAUGAAUGCCCCAAGUGUACCAGAGUUUAUUUAUCUGACUAAAGUGCUGCAAUUUGCUGCCAAACAACGACAAGAAUUACAAAUGCAACGUCAGCAGCAAGGCAUCUCAGUAUCUCAGCAAAACAUAGCGUCAAAUUCUUCAGAUCAACCUGAAUUGCUCAAUAAUACUUCUUCGCACAUUUCUGCUUCCGCUUCUCCAAAUUUAACUUCGAAUAUGCAUAUGAAUGGCAAUGAGGCUUUCAACAGUACUACACAUCAGACACCCAUCAUGCACGCACAGAUGCCACUGAAUGGUAGUGGUAAUAAUAACAACAUACCACCUCAGCGACAAUCCUCGGUUGGUUCAUUAAAUGCAACAAAGUUUUCACCACGGACAGGGAAUAAAGCGGAAAAUGUUGUAGAGAGAUCCGAUAACUCUAUCCAUGAUGGAUAUAACCUUAAUACAGCCGAAUCGCACCAUCAAAAUCAAUCGCCGCAGGAUCAUAAUAUGCAGGACUUAAACGCGAUUGCAGGCUCGCAGAUAAAUUCCCCGAUACCUCAGCAGGCACAAUUCCAACAAGCACAACAAGUACAACAAGUACAACAAGUACAACAAGCACAACAAGCACAACAAGUACAACAAGCACAACAAGCACAACAAGUACAACAAGCACAACAAGCACAACAAGCACAACAAGCACAACAAGCACAACAAGCACAACAAGCACAACAAGCACAACAAGCACAACAAGCGCAACAAGCGCAACAAGCGCAACAAGCGCACCAGGCCCAACAAGCUCAAGCACGGCCACAACAGGGGAGAAGAUUACCCAUGACAAUGUUUACUGCCGAGCAAUCGGAGCUGCUAAAGGCUCAAAUCACAUCUUUGAAAUGCUUAGUGAACAGAAAAACUAUUCCACUCGAGUUUCAAGCCGUCAUUCAAAAAUCCAUCAAUCACCCCCCUGAUUUCAAAAGAAUGCUGUUAUCUUUGAGUGAGUUUGCUAAAAAGAGGCAGCCUGUAGGUCAAAUCAACCAGAUAACCCAUGGCAAGAGCAAUGACACGCAGCAGUCCGCUGUCAACUACGAACGUAAUGACGCAAACCCUGACCAACACGUGUCUGGAGUGGCAAAAAAUGCACAUAUGGAAAAUAAGGAUGAAGGCGUUGUCUCUGCUUCAUCUGUGGGCCCCUCUCAUAAACAUGAUGUAACUAGCGUACUCGAUAAAAAUGUGAAAAGCGUAAGCGGUACUCCAAUGAUGCAAACUGAUUCGAAGAAAGAAGAAAACGAGACCAUGCCAAAAGAACCUAAAACCAUUUCCAGUAGCAAUAAACCCCCAAAACCACAGAAGCCUGUUCCUUUGAAUGUUCUGCUAGAACAGUAUAAAGAAGGUAUAAAAGUGGUAGAUAUAGAUGACCCUGACAUGAUGGUGGAUUCCUUCACGGCACCUAAUAUCUUUCAUAAUAGCAUUGAUUAUCAGACAUUAUUGGCUAAUUCUGACCAUACGAAAUUUACGAUUGAGCCUGGUGUUCUUCCUGUUGGUAUUGAUACACACACUGCUACUGAUAUCUACCAGACUUUAAUAGCGCUAAACCUUGAUACUACGGUGAAUGACUGUUUGGAUAAGCUAUUGGAUGAUGAUUGUGCGGAACCAUUAAAAGAAAAUGCACUCUAUGAUUAUUAUGCAUUACAAUUGUUACCGCUGCAAAAAGCCGUAAGAGGUCAUGUGUUGCAAUUUGAAUGGCAUCAAAAUUCUUUACUGACUAAUACUCAUCCAAAUUUUCUUUCUAAAAUAAGAAAUGUCAACGUGCAAGACGCAUUGCUAACGAAUCAACUAUAUAAGAGCCAUGAAUUACUAAGAUUGGAAAGGAAAAAGAUUGAAGCAGCCACAAAAUUGAAACUGAUGAAUAGAUCUGCUAUUAAUCAAUAUAAUAAAAGACAAGAUAAAAAGAAUAAAAGGUUGAAGUUUGGUCAUAGAUUUAUCGCCACUCACGCUAAUUUAGAAAGAGACGAACAAAAAAGAGCUGAAAGAAAGGCUAAAGAACGUUUACAGGCGUUGAAGGCAAAUGAUGAAGAAGCAUACAUAAAGUUAUUAGACCAAACUAAAGAUACAAGAAUUACACAUUUAUUGAGGCAAACGAACGCAUUUUUAGAUUCCUUAACAAGAGCAGUGAAGGAUCAACAAAAAUAUACUAAAGAAAUGAUUGAUUCUCAUAUAAAGGAAACAUCGGAAGAGGUGGAGGACUUAUCUAUGGUGCCCAAGAUGAAAGAUGAAGAGUACGAUGAGGACGAUGAUGCUCUCAAUGCCGAUUACUACAAUGUUGCACAUAGAAUUAAGGAAGAUAUUAAAAAGCAACCUUCAGUCUUGGUUGGUGGUACACUAAAGGACUACCAAAUCAAAGGUUUACAAUGGAUGGUUUCACUUUUCAAUAACCAUUUGAAUGGUAUAUUAGCAGACGAAAUGGGACUCGGUAAGACUAUCCAAACCAUUUCGUUACUCACGUAUUUAUAUGAAAUGAAGAAUAUUCGUGGACCAUAUCUGGUUAUUGUUCCUUUAUCUACAUUGUCGAACUGGAGCAGCGAAUUUGCCAAAUGGGCUCCAUCUUUAAGAGCUAUAUCUUUCAAAGGUUCGCCAAAUGAAAGAAAGGCUAAACAAGCCCUGAUUAGAGCGGGCGAAUUUGAUGUAGUUUUGACAACUUUCGAAUAUAUUAUCAAGGAAAGAGCCCUACUAUCUAAGGUUAAGUGGGUUCAUAUGAUUAUUGACGAAGGACACAGAAUGAAAAAUGCACAAUCCAAACUUUCCUUGACUUUGAACACACAUUACCACGCAGAUUAUAGAUUAAUUUUGACUGGUACACCUUUACAGAAUAAUCUACCGGAAUUGUGGGCUUUACUAAAUUUUGUACUACCAAAAAUUUUCAACUCCGUGAAAUCCUUCGAUGAAUGGUUCAAUACUCCCUUUGCCAAUACCGGUGGACAAGAUAAAAUUGAACUGAGUGAAGAAGAAACGCUUCUGGUGAUCAGAAGAUUGCAUAAAGUCUUGAGGCCCUUCUUAUUGCGUCGUUUAAAAAAAGAUGUGGAAAAAGAAUUACCGGAUAAAGUCGAAAAAGUAGUGAAGUGUAAGAUGAGUGCUUUGCAACAAAUCAUGUAUCAACAGAUGUUGAAAUAUCGUCGCCUUUUCAUCGGCGAUCAAAACAACAAGAAAAUGGUUGGCCUAAGAGGCUUCAAUAAUCAAAUUAUGCAAUUGAAGAAAAUUUGUAACCACCCUUUUGUUUUCGAAGAAGUUGAAGAUCAAAUCAAUCCUACAAGGGAAACAAAUGAUGACAUAUGGCGUGUAGCCGGCAAAUUUGAACUGUUGGAUAGAAUCUUGCCUAAGCUUAAAGUAACAGGACAUAGGGUUUUGAUUUUUUUUCAAAUGACCCAAAUUAUGGACAUCAUGGAAGAUUUCUUGAGGUACAUCAAUAUCAAGUAUUUAAGACUGGAUGGACAUACGAAAUCUGAUGAGCGUAGCGAAUUGUUACGCCUAUUUAACGCACCGGGUUCGGAAUAUCUGUGUUUUAUCCUGUCUACAAGAGCAGGUGGUCUUGGUUUAAACUUGCAAACUGCAGAUACUGUCAUUAUUUUUGAUACUGAUUGGAAUCCACAUCAAGAUUUGCAAGCGCAGGAUAGGGCCCAUAGAAUAGGUCAAAAAAACGAAGUCAGAAUUUUAAGGUUGAUCACAACGAACUCUGUAGAGGAAGUCAUUCUAGAGAGAGCUUAUAAGAAGUUAGAUAUAGAUGGUAAAGUCAUUCAAGCGGGCAAAUUUGACAAUAAAUCUACAUCAGAGGAACAAGAAGCUUUACUUAGAUCUUUGUUGGACGCUGAAGAAGAACGUAGAAAGAAAAGAGAAUCUGGUGUUGAAGAAGAAGAGGAGUUGAAAGAUUCGGAGAUUAAUGAACUGCUUGCUAGAAACGAUGAUGAAAUGGUUGUCCUUGCCAAAAUGGACGAAGAUAGAUCAAAGAAGGAGAAAGAAUUAGGAGUGAAGAGCCGUCUUCUGGAAAAAAGUGAAUUGCCUGAUAUUUACAGUAGAGAUAUUGGUGCUGAACUUAAGCGUGAAGAAUCAGAAAAGUCUGCAGUUUACAAUGGAAGGGGCGCAAGAGAACGUAAGACGGCAACUUAUAACGAUAAUGUGUCUGAGGAACAAUGGUUAAGACAAUUUGAAGUUAGCGAUGAUGAAAAAAGUAACAAGAGAGCAAGGAAACAAAAAUUAAAAAACGAAGACCAAAGUGAGACAGCUGAUGAGGAUCUUGAUAUUAAGGGCGAUUACGUUGAUGUUGAGAAUGGGGAAGCCAAAAAUAGUCAUGAUUCAAUCGAAGAUCACGUGAGUACAGAUCUGAUCAUGAACGAUGAUGACGUUUCAUUGAAAAAGAGGAAAGCCGGCAGACCGCGUGGAAGACCUAAGAAGGUCAAGCUUGAACCUUCUGAAAACUCUGAUCCGCCAGCACUUGAAUCAAGCCCCGUUACUGGCGAUAAUUCGCCAAGUGAGGGCUUUAUGGACAUUUCAAAACUGCACACUGCAGGCAAAACAUCUGUUAAAUCUGCAAGAACGUCAGCUAGAGGCCGUGGAAGAGGUCGGGGCCGUGGACGAGGACGUGGGCGUGGUCGCGGAAGACCGCCAAAAGCAAGAAAUGGCCUUGAUUAUGUUCGUACAUCUGCUGUGACCAGUCCUAUUGAUAUUAGAGAGAAAGUUGCUAAGGAAGCUCGAAAAUUAUAUGAUUUUGCUCUUAAUUAUGAAAAUGAAGCUGGAAGGAAACUUUCCGACAUUUUUUUGGUUAAACCUUCUAAAGUACUAUAUCCCGAUUAUUAUUUGAUCAUAAAGUACCCUGUUGCUUUUGAGAACAUCAUUACAAACAUUGAAUUGCUUGCUUAUAGCUCCCUCAAAGAGACCCUUCAAGAUUUUCAUUUAAUAUUCUCCAAUGCCAGAAUAUACAACACUGAGGGUUCAAUAGUGUAUGAAGACUCUUUGGAAUUGGAAGAAGUUGUCAUUAAAAAAUACCAUGAAAUAAUAGAUGACGAAACACCAGUCACCUUUACUGAAUUUGAUGAACAGUUCGCCACUAAUCCUCUGAUCUUACCUCCUAUGGUAUCUUCAGGCAUGGCAGAAGCUCCUACAGAUGAAGCGGAUUCGAGCAUGGCAGAAACAAGUAUAUAG